AAUCACUCAAGUGGAUGAGACUGGAUAGAUCAGGAAGUUAUUACACAGGUGUAUCGCAGCAUCUCAAAGCUUCAUUUGAAAUAGCUUUUAUGAUAGCAAAGCAAAGGAAACCUCAUACUAUCGGUGAAGAAUUAAUAAAACCAUGUGUCCUAAAAGCCACCCAGAUAAUUUGGGAGAAGGUGCAGAGCAAAAAAUGA
Messenger RNA from Acanthoscelides obtectus, 197 nucleotides. The record is from the annotation of a GenBank genome assembly. NCBI's taxonomy places the organism in Eukaryota, Metazoa, Arthropoda, Insecta, Coleoptera, Chrysomelidae.